AAGUAUAGCUUCGAGUAGAAUGAGGAACAUUGUUUUUCAGAUAUGUUUAGUGCAUGGCGAAGACAAUGUCUUUCACGUCGCAGGUGUUGAUUUAUAGCCUUUUUGGCUUGCUAUGUGUACAUUGUUUUAAAUCUGGAGUGUUAGGGAAUAAUCAUGGACCUUUUAAUUUUACAUGCCCGCAGUGGUAUUGUAAAAAUUACGGUAAAAUCAAGGCUAACCUAUCACCACAACGGGCAUACGGAUAUUACGAUCUGAUGGGUUGCGCAUGUGAUAAUGUUUGCUCUUUUUUUGGAGACUGCUGUCCGGAUUUUUCACCAUCCAUAAGCCAAAGGAACUACCCAAGCUGGUUAAAUGAAAAAUCAAAAGACUACUUUUCCUGUCUAAAAAUCAAUUAUAUUUCAACUCUCGAUCAUGUGUACAUCAUAAACAAGUGCCCAGAUUCGUGGCCGGUAACAAAAUAUAAACGUUUGUGUAACGUAAACGAAGACGUCGAAGGCGAUUGGUUUCUUGAUAUCCCGGUUACAGGUGCUAAAUCUGGCGUCCUUUACCGUAAUAUUUACUGUGCUGCAUGCAAUCAAGAGGAGUAUAUUGCAUGGUCUGCACACAUCAGUUGCUAUGGAAACGAAAACGUGGCAAUCAGCGAAGUAUCGCUAAGUGAAAUGGUGCAAAACCCGGCGUGCACGGUUAAAUAUGAGCCGCCUUUUGGGUACUCCCUGCAGUACCGCCCCUGUCCACCGGCGGUCAUCAGCACGUGCAGGUACCCGGAUAGGGUGUCGCAGCGCGUGAAGACAGAAUGCACGAGACAAAGGAACAUCACUCUGGUGCACAGGUUCUACUACUCUUUUAAAAACCAGUACUGUGCAAUGUGUUUUGUCGGGAACAUGAAUUUUGUCAAGUGCGAAAAGCACUUAGGCACACCAUCGAUAUCGUUGCCUAGUCAACCAUACUCCUACUCCAUCCUACUGGACCUAAACACAGGCCUGGCCCACACUAAAGUAGGGCAAAAGACGGCGACGAAAUCCAUGUAUCAACAAGACGUGUGUGAAGAUGAUGCUAUAUUUGACCCGUUCACGUGCUCCUGUCGGGAAGUCACGUGUCCAGACGGGAUGAAAUACCAAAACAAAUCUUGCACUGCUACAGAAUUCAAGCAUAAUCUUACAUCAAGUAAAUGUCCUUUAGUCAAACUCAACAAAUCGGAAUUCGAAAUGAACUCGACACAUAUUAAUCUAUUCCAAAGUAAAUUAAUUAUCUCAAAAACAAACAUCUACAUAAUUUUAUCUGAAUCAGAUGUUUAUGUGUGCGCUGACGCAUUGAACGUGUCAAGUUUUCUUGAAACAAAAACACUGUUUUCUUACAGUAGGGCGCAAAGUAUCGUCAGUGCGUGCGGGAUGUGUGUUUCCAUCAUUACACUGACCAUAACAGCUUCUCUAUACAUAGCGGCGAGGAAGACGCACUCGAUCCCUGAUAAAAACAUCAUGUCGUUAAUCCUGGCUUUAUUCCUCGCUAAUUCACUUCUGCUGUUCGGGGCUUUGGCCACUCCUGUACCAAUGCUUUGUAAAAUCAUGGCUUUCUGCACUCAUUAUGGUUUUCUAGCUGUUUUCUCGUGGAUGAACGUGAUGGCUUUGGAUAUGUGGAUAACAUUUUCUUCAGGAUUACACGCGCAAGAGCGUUCAUCUAAACGCUACGUUUUCUAUAACAUAUUUGGCUGGUUCUUUCCUGGCAUCAUUGUAGCUACUUGCUUGGCCCUUGACUUCCUACAACCUGGCAACAUGGUUAGUCCAAGUUACGGAGAAACCGUGUGUUGGAUAAAUUCUAAAUAUAGCUUGCUUCUCUUUUUCGUUAUUCCCUUGGCGGCUAUUCUCCUAAUUAACCUGGUUUUAUUCGUACUAACGGCUAGAAACAUCUACCUAACAAAGCAAAUGUCCGAAACCUAUGAUUCAAACGGCUCUAAACACCGAAACAUGAUAAUCAUCAACUUAAAACUGACCAUUAUCAUAGGAUUAACGUGGUCAGUGGGGUUUGUUACAAUGUUCUGCAGUUCAGAAAUUGUAACAUUCAUCUUCAUUAUCAUCAACUCCCUGCAAGGUUUUUUUGUUGGUAUCUCGUGCCUGUUCUCAGGAAAAUUCAGACAGCUGGUCAGCGAGAAAUGUGCCGUAUUCUCUCGGACCGGGAUGAAGAUUUCAUUUCACGCCGCGCGUAGGGCGAGGGCGCACACCGAGGGUAGGAUGGAGAACGAGUGCGCCACCAGGAAAAAGCUAUCCACCAGCUCCACUAGUUCCACCUCUGCCACUACGAGCCAGUCAGAAACGCCAACAAUUACGUCCACUAUCACCGCUACCGAUCAAGAAAGUAACGCUGGGUUGUAA
Messenger RNA from Physella acuta, 2366 nucleotides. RefSeq lists its product as uncharacterized. The record is from RefSeq and is a predicted model, not a curated record. Gene Ontology annotation, molecular function: G protein-coupled receptor activity. Gene Ontology annotation, cellular component: membrane. Lineage: Eukaryota; Metazoa; Mollusca; Gastropoda; Physidae. Gene Ontology annotation, biological process: cell surface receptor signaling pathway; G protein-coupled receptor signaling pathway.